Pezoporus flaviventris is the source of this 586-nucleotide messenger RNA. RefSeq names its product avidin-like. Gene Ontology annotation, molecular function: biotin binding. Lineage: Eukaryota; Metazoa; Chordata; Aves; Psittaciformes; Psittacidae. The record is from RefSeq and is a predicted model, not a curated record. The coding region runs from base 153 to 557 and encodes 134 amino acids. The transcript is spliced from 3 exons.
GGUACAAAUUUGGGAACACCCAGAUUGCACAACGCCACCGGUGAUGCUGCCACCGCAGCCCCGGCAGCAAUAAAUAGGGGAGAAGCAGGCACAUGAGCAGAGCUCUGUGAGGAGAACACCCCCAGGUACAACUGCUGCCAGCUGCUGCAGAGAUGGUGCACGCAACCCCCUUCCUCCUGGUGCUCAGCCUGGCCAUGGUGGCCCCCGUCCUCUCCACAAGAAAGUGCGUGCUGACUGGGAACUGGACCAAUGACCUGGGUUCCAACAUGACCAUCAACCCCAUGAGCAAAGAAUGUAACUUCAACGGCUCCUACUUCACGGCUGUGUCAAGAAGUGGGAGGGCUAUCAAGGAAUCACUGCUUUGGGGGUCCCAGAACUGCACAAAGCAGACCCAGCCCGUAUUUGGCUUCACCGUCAACUGGAACGGUGCAGACGCUGUCACUGUGUUCACGGGCCAGUGCUUUGUGGAUGAGAAAGGAAAGGAGGUCUUGAAGACGAUGUGGCUCCUGCGGUCGCAUGAGUACAGCAUCAAGGACGACUGGAAAGCCACCAUGUGAGACCAUGCCCUGGUCCCCUGCGCAUCCCU